This is a messenger RNA of Fonsecaea nubica, 330 nucleotides long. RefSeq lists its product as hypothetical. Bases 1 to 330 code for a protein of 109 amino acids. The record is from RefSeq and is a predicted model, not a curated record. The transcript has a single exon. Gene Ontology annotation, cellular component: mitochondrial large ribosomal subunit. Gene Ontology annotation, molecular function: structural constituent of ribosome. NCBI's taxonomy places the organism in Eukaryota, Fungi, Ascomycota, Eurotiomycetes, Chaetothyriales, Herpotrichiellaceae.
AUGAUAACGACAUAUUUGACCUCGUUAAAGGCGAGAUUCAACCCAUUCAGUGCAUCAUCCAAAAUUCCUCGGCUGUUCCUCACCCUCCUCCCCGCCGAUGCUCACAAAACUCUCAAGAUCUCCUCCACUGCACUCCCCCGAAGCUCCUCCGAACCCAGCACCUUGGAACUCGGAUUUAAAGACGGCAAAGUGGUGAAAUACUCAUGGGGUGCCGAGGCGCGGGCUUCUUCGAAGAAGGGAUUCGGGGAGAAGGUCACGCUAACCGAUAUUGUGGAGGAAGUUGACAGGCACGCAAGAGUAUUGGCAAGGAAGGAAGAGCUGGCCGGCUGA